Molecule: messenger RNA, 1865 nt
Organism: Diorhabda sublineata
Lineage: Eukaryota; Metazoa; Arthropoda; Insecta; Coleoptera; Chrysomelidae
Product: ornithine aminotransferase, mitochondrial-like
Exons: 7
Coding region: 294-1595 (433 amino acids)
Cellular component (GO): cytoplasm
Molecular function (GO): L-ornithine transaminase activity; identical protein binding; pyridoxal phosphate binding
Source: RefSeq, a predicted model, not a curated record
AUUUAAAAGAAAAUGAACGUCAUCUAGCGAUCAAACAAACUAGAAACUUUCAUAGCACAUAAACACAAACAUCUGAAUUAUUACCACUGAAAAACUGUAGAAGGUACAUCUAAACAAACUCAAGGUCGUUUAUGUUUUGAGUAUGAGUAUUCUUCGUGUUGUCUACCAGACUAGUUCAACUUUGAGGCCGAGUUGAAUUUGAGAACGAGAAGGAAUUACAGUUUAUUUUAGAAACAGAACUAGUUUUUUGUAUUUAGUGAAGUGAGUUAUAGAAAUUAGUUAAUAAAAAAAAUAUGUUACCGGUAUGUAGAAGAUCCUCGAGAAUUGUUAAAAAAAUUAAAAAUGUCACAAAAACGCACAAAAGAGCCUUAAGUACUCAGGAUGUUAUCGAGAGGGAAGAAAAAUAUGUUGCUCAUAAUUAUCACCCUCUACCAGUGGCCCUUUCGAAAGGAGAAGGAGUUUUUGUAUGGGACGUAGAAGGUAAAAGAUAUUUCGAUUAUCUGAGCGGAUAUUCCGCCAACAAUUUCGGUCAUUGUCAUCCUAAAAUAAUUAAAGCUUUACAAGAUCAAAGUACCGUACUCCAUCAUACUUCCAGAGCCUUCUUCUCCGAUCAAUUGGGGGCGUAUUCGGAAUUUGUUACGAAAUUGUUCGGUUACGACAAACUGCUACCAAUGAACACAGGCGUAGAAGCGGGCGAUACGGCUUGCAAAUUAUCGAGAAAAUGGGGUUAUAGGAAAAAGAAGAUACCCAAGGAUCAGGCCAAAAUUAUCUUCGCGGCAAACAAUUUUUGGGGUAGAUCUUUAGCGGCUUGUUCGUCUUCUACAGAUCCUUCUUGUUUCCGAGACUAUGGGCCUUUUAUUCCCGGGUUUAGUUGCGUACCGUACAACGAUUUGAAUGCGUUGGAAAAAUUUCUUCAAGAUCCUCUAGUCUGCGCGUUUAUGGUGGAGCCGAUACAAGGCGAAGCGGGGAUCAAAAUACCUGAUGAAGGAUACCUCAAAGGUGUUCGAGAACUUUGUACAAAAUACAACGUCCUAUGGAUAGCAGACGAAGUACAAACCGGUUUAGGAAGAACCGGAAAAAGACUGGCUGUAGAUUACGAAGGAGUUAAACCUGAUAUUUUAGUCCUUGGGAAAGCUUUGGGAGGCGGUGUUUAUCCAGUAUCUGCUUGUUUGGCAGAUGAUGAUGUGAUGCUAGUCAUGGAACCUGGUACCCAUGGCUCUACAUUUGGUGGUAAUCCUUUGGCGUGUAAAGUAGCAAUAACGGCACUAGCGGUUUUAGAAGAAGAAAAUUUAGCCGACAACGCAUUCAAAUUAGGAGAAAUUUUUAGAAUUGAGUUAAGAAAAAAACUCAACAAUGGAAAUCCUAUUGUUAAUACUAUUAGAGGAAAAGGACUUUUAAAUGCAAUUGAUAUUAAUACAAAUAUCGUCGAUGCAUGGGACAUUUGCUUGAAAUUGAAAGAAAAUGGUCUGAUAGCAAAACACACUCACGACUGUACUAUAAGAUUUUCACCACCACUUACAAUAACCGAAGAACAGAUGAAGGAAUCGAUCGACAUUAUUGUUAGAACUAUUACCAGUUUCGACACAACACAAUAAAAUAUAGGAUUAUUUGAAUAAUGAAAUGAAAAGUUAUAAAACAAGUGUUCAGAAAAUUAGAUUCAUUUAGCAAAGACAUUGUGUUCUAGUCUAGACUGGACUAAUUUGAGAAUGAUGAAAAUAUAAAGUCAAAAUAUUGGUUGAACUUUUUAAAAAUAUGACUAUUAGCAUAAACUUUUUAUUAGAUUAUUGCCUACUUUUUUCAUUAUAUAUUUUUUUAUAAGGAUAUAUAAGGUUUUCCUGGAAAAUUUAUUAAAAAAUUGUAAUCAA